Messenger RNA from Photinus pyralis (common eastern firefly), 1063 nucleotides. RefSeq lists its product as uncharacterized. The coding region runs from base 38 to 985 and encodes 315 amino acids. NCBI's taxonomy places the organism in Eukaryota, Metazoa, Arthropoda, Insecta, Coleoptera, Lampyridae. The record is from RefSeq and is a predicted model, not a curated record. The transcript is spliced from 3 exons.
UCAUUAGGUAUUAUUUUGCAGUUGGUCGUCCUAGAAGAUGCACGUUCGUCCAUUAUUCGUUUCACUGUGUCUGCUGGUCAAGGGUUUCACUUGCGAGGCGAACACAGAAUCGACACUUGAAGACUCCGAACUCGACCCCGAAGGUUAUUACUGGCGGGAUUACAAUAAUCGGAUACCCAAAGAUGCGUUUCCUGCUAGUUUUGGAGUUGAGCCUCAGUACAUUGCUCAAGUGUUGCAUGGGGACUUACUGAUUCCAGGAGUCAUAGAUCACUCUGUGACCACAGAUGCCAUUUACGAAUAUGGAAAUGCGGAAAGGGAGUCAUCCACUAAUAUUAAGAUAUUUUGCACUGAUAACCCAAAUGCACUGGAGUGGGUAGAAACUAACACCGACGAUUUUUCCAUUGACGACGAUUAUAUUGUUGGGGGAUACGAGAGUGGGAACAAGGUGUUUAUUGGUAGAUCAUGGGAGCAUGGAGAUCCAGUGGUCGGGAAAGUGAUAGUCCAUGGUUCUGAUCCGGUUGUCUUACAUACGACUUACGGUUCCCAAGCGCUGCGGAAGAGAAAUUUCGAAGUUUUAAGGGUUGCGAGGAGGUCUGCGUCUCCAACGACCGCUUUCACGAGCGUUUACCACGUCACAUCUCCAAGGCCACGCUCAGAAGCCGAUUAUCGAUCAAGGGUGUCGACUGAACAUUAUGAUCAAUUAUUCCACACUUCAAAACCGUACUACCCUCUGGAGCCACGAUUCCACAGAUACAUGCCGGUUACUCCUCCACGUCCUUACUAUAGAAAUUGGCGACCUACCAGAUCGUGGAUUGAUGAACGGUUCAACAGCCUCCGACCUUCGACUUCACCGCGACCACGUUUAUAUAAAGAAGACCAUUUAUCCCGAGGUUUAUCCACUUCGCAAAAACCUAGGUCCGUUACGCUUACAAAUAAUGAAAAAUGUACGUGCAGCAAAGGGACUGUAAUUAUUAACUUUAAUUGAUAUGAAUAUGAAUCUUUCAGGCAGAGUUUUUAAUGUAUAUCUAUUUUGUGUGAUUAUAAUAAAAUUUGCUUCACUUUA